This is a messenger RNA of Acanthisitta chloris (rifleman), 2011 nucleotides long. RefSeq names its product presenilin 1 (gene PSEN1). Gene Ontology annotation, cellular component: endoplasmic reticulum; Z disc; neuromuscular junction. Gene Ontology annotation, biological process: calcium ion transport; protein processing; smooth endoplasmic reticulum calcium ion homeostasis. Gene Ontology annotation, molecular function: aspartic endopeptidase activity, intramembrane cleaving; cadherin binding; beta-catenin binding. NCBI's taxonomy places the organism in Eukaryota, Metazoa, Chordata, Aves, Passeriformes, Acanthisittidae. The record is from RefSeq and is a predicted model, not a curated record. The transcript has 11 exons. The coding region runs from base 62 to 1507 and encodes 481 amino acids.
GCAUCUCAAGAGGAAAGAUCCAUUUUGUGUAGCAAUAAGUGAUUUCCAGAGGUCUGCCCCAAUGACAGAACUGUCUGCGCAUUUACCCCAGUUUCAGCAUGGGCAGCUGACAGAAAACUUCCCUGAUACCCACCUCAGCAACACCCAAGAGUCCAUGGCCUCUGCUCUGUUUAAUACUCAUCAGAAUGACAACAGUGAAAGACGUCGCCAUGAUAAUACUGAACGCAGAAGAAAUGAUAAUCCUGAGUCUGAGACAAAUGGGCAGCCACAAAACAACAUUCAGCAAGUGGUGGAGCAAGAUGAAGAAGAAGAUGAAGAGCUGACACUGAAAUAUGGGGCAAAACAUGUGAUUAUGUUGUUUGUACCUGUCACGCUUUGCAUGGUGGUCGUUGUUGCAACUAUCAAGUCUGUCAGCUUUUAUACACGCAAGGAUGGACAGCUCAUCUACACUCCUUUCACAGAAGAGACAGAGACAGUAGGACAGAGAGCCCUGAAUUCAAUUCUCAAUGCGGCUAUCAUGAUCAGCGUCAUCAUUGUCAUGACCAUACUCCUGGUUGUGCUUUACAAAUACAGAUGCUACAAGGUGAUCCAUGGCUGGCUUAUCAUUUCCUCUCUUUUGCUACUCUUCUUUUUCUCAUUCAUCUACCUGGGUGAGGUUUUCAAGACUUAUAACGUUGCCAUGGACUACAUUACAGUGGCACUCAUGAUCUGGAACUUUGGUGUUGUGGGAAUGAUUUGUAUUCACUGGAAGGGUCCCCUUCGGCUUCAGCAGGCAUAUCUCAUUAUGAUAAGUGCUCUCAUGGCCUUGGUGUUCAUUAAGUACCUUCCUGAAUGGACUGCAUGGCUUAUCCUGGCUGUCAUUUCAGUGUAUGAUUUGGUUGCUGUCCUGUGUCCUAAAGGUCCUCUUCGUAUGCUAGUUGAAACAGCUCAAGAGAGAAAUGAAACUCUGUUUCCAGCACUUAUUUACUCCUCAACAAUGAUUUGGCUAGUGAACAUGGCUGAGGAAGAUCCAGAAGCCCAACGGAAAGUGUCAAAAAACUCUACUUAUGAUAAACGAGCUCCGGCAAGCCAGACUCAGAAUGAAGAUGCGGAAGCAGAUGAUGGUGGCUUCAGUCAGGAAUGGCAGCAACAAAGGGACAAUAGAAUAGGACCCAUUGAAUCAACACCUGAAUCACGUGCUGCGGUUCAGUCUCUACCCAGUAACUCUCAAACAAGUGAAGACCCUGAAGAGCGAGGAGUAAAGCUAGGUUUAGGAGACUUCAUUUUCUACAGUGUCCUUGUUGGCAAAGCCUCUGCAACAGCAAGUGGGGACUGGAAUACAACUUUAGCAUGUUUUGUAGCCAUAUUAAUUGGUCUGUGCCUUACACUUCUGCUUCUUGCCAUCUUUAAGAAGGCCUUACCAGCUCUUCCAAUCUCCAUAACCUUUGGGCUAGUUUUUUACUUUGCUACAGAUAACUUGGUGCAACCCUUUAUGGACCAGCUAGCAUUCCAUCAGUUUUAUAUCUAGCAGACCUGAUGCUGGUAUGGAUAUUUGUAGCAAAUCUGGGAGGAGGAAAAAUGUUUUUCCCUCAGUUCUCAAGUGAGGCUGAAGUUUAAUCCUCAAGAUUCCAAGCCUGAAUCAUUACAACUUCCUCCGAUGGUGGUUUUGGAUUUUUUUUCCUGAGACAACUGCUGCACUGGGCACCACAUGAGUUUUCCUGUGUGAAAGUAGCUUCUUCCUGAUGGCCAGUCUAAACCAGGUGCUAUUAUAUCAGAGGAAAUCUGAUAUACAUAUCUCUGGUAAGGACCAACUGUAUGAAAAUGGCUAAUGCUUCCACCAGCAAUGUGAUCUCUUACCACAGGUUGAUUGUUUUCACAGCAUUAAGGGUGCUCAGGACUUCCUUGGUGUUAACAGAAGAAGGUGGCAAAUCACAUGGAACUUGUCCCUGUAACCGCUUGAAGAAAGAGAACCCAAUUUGGACUUCUUCAGCAGUGAUUUUCUGACAGUGGAGUCCUGACUCUGCUUUGUGAA